Messenger RNA from Brassicogethes aeneus, 2432 nucleotides. Lineage: Eukaryota; Metazoa; Arthropoda; Insecta; Coleoptera; Nitidulidae. The record is from the annotation of a GenBank genome assembly.
AUGUUUUGUUAUAUGUACUGGUUUUUAAAAUUCGGUCGAAUAAAUUUGUUGUGUAAUGCGAAAACGUUGUUCCGCACAAGUAAUAAUAGUGACGUAAUGAAAACUUAUUUUCAUAUUGACCUUUUCCUUUUUGUACAUUACAAUCGUCUUCGUAGAAUAGUUCAUUGAUGUCACUCGGUAUUGGUGGACUUUCAAGGUUACGAAUCGUAGGUCGUAUUUAUUGAUUGUACGUAUUUAAAAUUAAAAAUAUAAACAUUACGAUUACUCGACGAGCUGCUGCUCAUCCCUGCGGUUUUGUAGACUUUACGACCGAGUUACAAUGACAAUGCAACAAUACUGUCUAAGAUGGAACAAUCAUCAGCCAAAUUUCAUUUCGGUUUUUUCCAGUCUUCUAAACAGUGAAUCUCUUGUUGAUGUUACUUUGGCUGCUGAAGGAAAGCAUCUGCAAGCUCACAAAGUAGUAUUAUCUGCUUGUAGUUCGUACUUUCAGCAAUUAUUUACAAUAAACCCCUGCCAACAUCCCAUAGUCAUACUCAAAGAUGUUAAGUUUAUAGACUUGAAAGUUAUGGUGGACUUUAUGUAUUAUGGGGAGGUCAAUGUUUCACAAGACCAAUUGCCAUGCAUUUUAAAAACAGCCGAGAUGCUUAAAAUUAAAGGUCUUGCUGAAAUACCUGUGGAUCAAUCAAUUAAACAAUCCAGUGUAAAUGAUAAGGCUGAACUGUUGACACCUGGAGAUUCCAACUGGAGUUCUUCUGAAGGUGUCCAGAGAAAAUCAUUAUCUCCAUCACCUUGUCCUUUAUCACCUACAGCCAGAAGGAAACGGUUGAGAAAACUAUCAAACGGUUCAAAUUCUGGUUCAGGUGAGAGAACGUCAGAAGAUCAACCCACAGAAAUACUGUUGUCAACUUCCACAGGAAGUUUGUUAGGGACUGUGAUAAAAACUGAACAACGUAGUAUGGAAAGUAGCCCACCAAAAUUAAAACAGCACAGUAGCACUGAGUCAGAUUUAGUAAGGGGUAGUUCAUUUGAAAGUACAGAAGGGGAAACUCAUCAUUCAAUUACAUUGCAAGUUCCUCAGCAACAAGAUAUUAAUACAACACAAAGCAUAGAAACUACAAGCUUAGAAGUACCUGGACCUUCAACUAGUGUAUCUCAACAGUCAAUGUCAGAAAAACCAAUUAGCAAAACCCACCCGCAAUACUCGCAAUUCUUCCGCCAAUCGCCGCACUACCACCAUCCGACGCAGCACAUCGGCACAAAACGCGGCCGAUUCCUGAUGCGUCAGCCGGCUAUCAAGAGGGAAACGGACUCCAGCCAGGCCGCUGACGGUGACCCCUUGGCGCACCAUCGCCUCUCCGUCCCCACGCCCAGAGUAGAACGCCAGUGCUCGGAACCUUUGCCGGUGUCGUCUCCGCCGCCUGGAAACCUUCUGGCGGUUCCUGGGGCGGUGCUCGUCAAGCAGCACUCGCAUCCGCUGUUGCCAAGUCAAACACAUCCGCCCUUGUCUCCGCCCCUUCGUAUACACUUGAUGCCACACACCCAGAUAUCAGAGGCGGCCGCUGCUGAAAGAGCCAUAAGUCCGGUAGUAGUGGUCUCGGAUCAUAUGAACACCACCCACGAGAUGGCGCUGAGGGCGGAUUCUGCACCGGUGGCGCCAGCUUCCGCUUUGUUGAGGGUACGAACUGAAGAGUUAAGACGAAGUGCUUCGUCGCCACAGAGUAGUACCAGGUCCAGCCAUUGUCCUGUAGUUCGACCAGGUCCGGCGCUUGGUUGUAAUUUUUGUUGGAACACUGUUGACGCUCACGGUAGAAUUUUGCGCAGAAAAACUAAAUACCACUGUCCUGAAUGCCAAACCAACCUUUGCAUUGUACCUUGUUUCCAGGAGUAUCACGAAAGGCAUGGAAGUGGCAGUAGCAACCAGGAUCCGACAGCACUCACGAGUUCGGUAAUGAAAGUCCUUAAGAAGCGACCGCAGUGCGAAAUGUUUGAAUGACGGAAGUACAGACAGGGAGAACGUAAGGAGAAACGAUAAAUUUAGAAAAAGUAACCAAAACCCAACGGGUCUGUCAAAAAAUUGUUGUUUAUACAAACAUAUUGUUGGUUUGAUUGAAAAUUGCAAUUUUUCCCGAAUGAAGCUCUCGUAUUUUUACUACUAACUAGUAUUAUGAACUGUGACUGUUCUAAAUUCAUAUGAAAUUGACUAAUGUUGGGAAAUUAUUUUUGAAGGUUUAGUAUCAGGCGUGAAUGAUGGCAAAUUAAAUAGUUAAAAAUUGCUUAUCAGAAUUUGUAAUACCUAAUGUAAAUACAGAAUGUAUAAAUAUAUUAAUGUCGAAAUAAAUGUCAAUUGUAUUUUGUGUAAUAAAUGUUGUUAAAAUGGAUAUAUCAGUUAAUUGGACAAUUUAAUUCCAAACAGAAAUUAGUAUAAUGCUUUG